UUGAAGGGUCAUUUGAGUCAAUUUCCCACUUUCUUUCUUCUUCUUCGUUGUCAUCUCUGGGAACAAGACUAACGAAUUCGAGGGAUCUUUCAAGGUUUUUAACUGAGAGAGAGCGCGAUCGGAACCCAAAUUUGCGUUUGUUUCCUUUACAACCUUCCAACCGAGAUCACAAUCUUUCUCGACGCGGAAGAGGAGAUCUUUUAGGGUAUGAGUGCUCUGUAAUUUUCGUGAAAACUGUGCUCGGAAGGAAGAUAAUGUCGAAGCUUUUCGGGAAAAUUGCCAGCUUCUUCAGCAGUAGAACUAUGGCGGGAGUGGACAAAUCAGGAAACAAAUACUUCUUCAGAAAAGAAGAAAUCGAUGGUUUAAUGAAAGAGAAGAGAUGGGUGGUGUUUAAGGGUGAGGAUGAUCCAACGUCUAUUCCAGUGGAAUGGAUAUGUUGGUUAAAUGGGCAGCGUAAAAAGGCUCCAACCCCAGAGGAAAUGAUGGAGCUGGAAGCUAGGCGUGAACGUGUGCGACAAAAUGUUACCCUUCUCAAGAAACAAGAGAUGGAAAGAAACUCUAGAGAAGGCAAUUUACGGAAAGUCAUCAGCGCUGAUCAAGUUGCAGGUCCUGACUUGAACAGCUUUAUUCGACAAUUUCCAACUGGUUCAGAAGGUGCCCAAGAUGAAGAAGGAUCGGCUGCAAGGAAUAGCCCAAGAAACUCCAAAGAAAAAGAAGCCGUCAAAGAGAAACCAAUUCCAGAGUCCUCCGAGCCUGUGGGAUCUGGCCAAACAUUCAGACCAGGAACAUGGCAGCCGCCAACAUGAAUGGGGGUUGCCCUUCAACAGAACUCACCAACACUUAGUUCAAUACCUCUAUAUACAACAAUUUGGUACGCUUCGAUUCGAUUGCUUAACAUUAAACUUUUUUCGAGGACCUGCCCUUGUAGUACUUGACUGUAGCAGAUACCUGCCCUCCAAUUUUCUACAACAAGAUUGUCACUCUGCAUUGCCUUGAAUUUCAAAUGGUCGUGUGGUGUUUGGUCUCAUGAAAGCAGUAUAAUAUAGAUUUUGUGUACUUCGGUAAAUGAUUAUCCCUAAAGAAUACUUGCGAAGUUUUGACCUCCCCCAUCUUUUCGAGAGGCCGAGAAAACUAGCGAACAAUUGUCAGUAGCAAGCAUUGCGGAGGAAGAGCCACUAUGGAUAGAUAGAUAUUAAUCUUGAUGAUUAAGACCUGAUUAGCAUUUUUUUUAAAUUUAUUUAUUCUCAGAUUGGUAGAAAUUCACUGUAAUAAUGGUCUGAAGCUCAGGUUGAGCCACCAGAAAUUCAUUGUAAUGCUGUUAUUGUACUAUUAUGUCUGUGCUCUGGCUUGCAA
Momordica charantia (bitter melon) is the source of this 1353-nucleotide messenger RNA. Its product is annotated as NADH:ubiquinone oxidoreductase, 17.2kDa subunit. Gene Ontology annotation, biological process: response to oxidative stress. Lineage: Eukaryota; Viridiplantae; Streptophyta; Magnoliopsida; Cucurbitales; Cucurbitaceae. Gene Ontology annotation, cellular component: membrane; respiratory chain complex I. The record is from RefSeq and is a predicted model, not a curated record.